This is a messenger RNA of Sphenostylis stenocarpa, 243 nucleotides long. The record is from the annotation of a GenBank genome assembly. NCBI's taxonomy places the organism in Eukaryota, Viridiplantae, Streptophyta, Magnoliopsida, Fabales, Fabaceae.
AUGUUGAAUACCUGUUUAUGUGAUGACAAAAGUGUCUGCAAUUUGAUCAAAUCGAUGUGCAAACAAUUCAAAGAAGAGAGCCAAACUCCAAACAGUAGCGUAGCAGCUUCCACUUUGAAGAACAAAUUGGAAAGGAUAAAGUCUGAGAGGCAGGUGCAGAGAAAUCUGAAAGAAAUGCGUAUACGCAAGAAUAUUCUUCCUCAAAUGAUUAAAAAGAAACACUACACAGAGAUGAUGAAUUAA